AUGGCUAGUAAAGGAAAAGAGGAUGACAAGCGAGUUGAUGAUGCUCCCGAAACUACAACGGCACAACAAAGCGAGAAGCCAAAAUCACGACCGCCAUCUUCAAAGCCAGACUUGCCUCCAGGCGCCAUUUCUGGUCCCUUCGAUUCCUCUGCUGCUUUGCUAGCUCAAUAUGGCUACACAUUGGGACCCAGUCUUGGGAAAGGAUCAUAUGCAGUUGUGAAAAGUGCACAGUCUAAAAAGCACAAGCGAAAAGUCGCGAUUAAAAUAAUUUCAAAGAAAAAGGCGCCUGAGGACUACCUCACAAAGUUUUUGCCGCGCGAAAUUCAAGUCCUAAAACGUCUUCGACAUCCACAUUGCAUUACCCUGCUCGAGGCCAUAGAAACAAACACAAGAAUAUAUCUAAUUAUGAAUCUUGCUGAAAAUGGGGACUUAUUAGAAUACAUACGAUCCAACGGAGCAUUAUCGGAUGACGGAGCACGGACCUUCUUUGCGCAGCUUGUUGCCGCAACAGAAUAUUUUCAUUCGAUGGGCAUUGUCCACCGCGACUUAAAAUGCGAAAACUUACUACUUGACCAUAACUACAACAUCGUGGUAUCUGACUUCGGAUUUGCACGCGCAUCGAUGAUUGUGCCGGAAACAAAUAAACGCGUUUUGAGUCAAACCUUUUGUGGCUCAUAUGCAUAUGCACCGCCAGAGAUUUUGCGUGGUAUUGCAUACGACGCAAUGCUAGCUGACAUAUGGAGCUUGGGUGUUGUGCUUUUUACAAUGGUUAGUGCGAGCUUGCCCUUUGAUGAUUCUCACUUGAAAACCCUCCUGGAGCAAGUCAUGCGACCAGUGCAUUUCUCUAGAAGAAAAAACAUAUCUCCUGAGGUAAAGGAUUUGAUCAACAAAAUGUUGCAACCAGAUGUUCGUAAACGUUACGAUUUACCAGAAAUCAAAGAGCACAUCUGGCUUAAAGGGGAAAAGCUACCUAAUGAGGAAGAAACAAAGGUGGUGAAGCCUGUUUUGGAAGGUAAAGUACCGGAUGAAUCAGUUGUUGCCACAGAGACCAAAUGCUGACGCAACCUGUUUGGUUAUAGACAAAGGUUGGCCGUGAAGUAACAGUAACAGAUCAUCGUAAAACUUAUUAAAUGUUUUGAAACUUCCCUUAUCGUCAGAGGUGAAGAAGCCUUGAAAAAACGUCUUGGAAAAUGAAUUUUAGAGUUUACUGAAUAAGACAUGUUUUAAUUCUUAUGUAUGUUGUAAAUUGCUGGACAAUUUGUACCAAAUGUACCAACAAUUCGUUCUUGCAGUGCGUGACUUUAGCAUGCAUAGCCUAGAGGUCCUAGCACUCUUUGACGCUCAGCAAAUCUUCUAAGUAGAAGAAAAGAGUCUUGAAAUCUGGGCUGAAUUCGAGGGCUUCACAUACUGGGGGCAAAUUUCUCUUUAGCCACCAUCUCACUUUAUGAGCGUAAAGAAGUAAGCACAUGAAUUAUUGUAAUUCAGAAAAGAUUAAUACAUCAAAAAAUG
Messenger RNA from Rhopilema esculentum, 1509 nucleotides. Its product is annotated as testis-specific serine/threonine-protein kinase 3-like. Gene Ontology annotation, molecular function: ATP binding; tau-protein kinase activity. The record is from RefSeq and is a predicted model, not a curated record. Gene Ontology annotation, cellular component: cytoplasm. Gene Ontology annotation, biological process: microtubule cytoskeleton organization; intracellular signal transduction; protein phosphorylation. NCBI's taxonomy places the organism in Eukaryota, Metazoa, Cnidaria, Scyphozoa, Rhizostomeae, Rhizostomatidae.